AUGCCUGGAGCAAGUGAGGCGGAAACUAUUCGUAUUCUUAUCUCCACCGAUAAUCAUGUGGGCUACAACGAGCGAGAUCCCAUCCGUGGGGACGACAGCUGGAAGACCUUCCACGAAAUAAUGUGCCUAGCCAAGGAACGGGAUGUCGAUAUGGUUCUUCUGGCUGGAGAUUUGUUCCACGAGAAUAAGCCGUCACGGAAAUCCAUGUACCAGGUUAUGCGGUCGAUUCGCAUGAACUGUUUCGGGGACAAGCCGUGUGAGCUGGAGAUGCUCAGCGAUGCAAGUGAGAACUUCCAGGGGGCGUUCAAUCACGUUAAUUAUGAGGACCUGGAUAUGAACGUGGCGAUCCCUAUCUUCUCCAUCCAUGGAAAUCACGACGAUCCCUCGGGAGAGGGUCAUCUGGCCGCGUUAGAUCUAUUGCAAGUAUCAGGCCUUCUCAACUACUAUGGCCGAACUCCGGAGUCAGACAACAUUCAAAUCAAGCCUGUCUUGCUACAGAAAGGUCGGACAAAACUUGCGCUGUAUGGAAUGAGCAAUGUGCGAGACGAGCGACUCUUCCGCACCUUUCGUGAUGGCAAGGUUAAAUUCUUCCAACCAUCUGUCCAGAAAAGUGACUGGUUCAAUUUGAUGUCUGUACAUCAGAACCACCAUGCCCAUACAGAAACCAGUUACUUACCGGAAAACUUUCUUCCCGAAUUUCUCGAUUUGGUUGUCUGGGGCCACGAACAUGAAUGCCUGAUCAAUCCUAAGCUCAACCCAGAGACCAAAUUUCAUGUUAUGCAACCAGGAUCAUCUGUCGCAACGUCCUUGGUACCUGGGGAGGCUGUUCCAAAGCAGGUCUCAAUCUUAAGUGUAACAGGCCAAGAAUUCAAAAAUGAGCCUAUCCGAUUGAAGACGGUGCGACCAUUUGUGAUGCGGGAGAUUGUAUUAUCCGAAGAAAAGGGAGCCCAGAAGCUUGCACGCAAAGAGAAUAACCGUACAGAAGUAACUCGGUUCCUCAUGUCCAUUGUCGAAGAACUUAUUGAAGAAGCCAAUGCAGAAUGGCUAGAGAUGCAAGGCGACCGCAUUGAUGAGGAUGACGAUGACGCAGCGGAAGCUCCGCUUCCUCUCGUCCGUCUCCGUGUGGAAACUUCCACGCCUGAAGGAGGUAGCUACGAUUGUGAAAACCCGCAGCGAUUCUCCAACCGCUUCAUUGGUAAGGUCGCUAACGUGAACGAUGUGGUACAAUUCUACCGGAAGAAAAAAACCGCUUCUACUUCGCGCAAGGAUGAUAAAUCCGUUGAUGAAGCUACCGUUUCUCAUUUAUCAGCCCUUGACACUGUGAAAGUUGAGCAGCUAGUGCGCGAGUUCCUCUCAUCGCAGUCAUUAAGCAUUCUGCCACAGAAUUCAUUCGGAGACGCUGUUGCCCAAUUCAUUGACAAGGAUGACAAGCAUGCAAUGGAGAUGUUCGUUAAUGAAUCCCUUGAGAGCCAGGUCAAACACUUGUUGGCCCUAGAUCGGGACGAUGACGAGAUGGAUGACGAGGAGAGAGAACAAAGCUCGCUAGUCACUGCCAUGGAGAAAUAUCGCAGUCAGAUGGAGAAUAUGUUUUCAAAGGGCAUAAAGAAGCGAACUCGCGGAAAGAAGCGCUUCAAGCCCAAGCCAGAUGGUUGGGAUUCCGAGUUUGAUGGCGUGUGGGAAGACCAGCCUGGUGCACUCAUUCAUUCCGAUAAUGAAGGUGGGGAUCCAGUGGAGGAAGAAGCUGCAGAAGAUGGGACAGAGCCCACUCGUGGUCGUGCCGCAGCGCCUACUCGAGGUCGUGGCAGGGGUCGUGGCCGCGGUGCAGCAGCUAGUGUGCGGACCACCAAGGCCAAAGCUACCCCAGAAACGAAGACGAAGAGUCGCAAAAAACAAGCGGUUUCAGAUGAUGAAUCAGACGUGAUUAUGUUGGAUGAUGAUGACGACGAUGUUAUAGCCAAUGUCAUUUCCGACGAUGAGGACGAUGACUCGCAGGCACUGUUCGUCAAGCAACCUCGCUCCACUACCGCGAAACCACGAAAAGUUGCCACAACGACGACCCAGCGCCGCGGUGCACGUGCUACUGCCUCCCCAGCUCCAUCAUCGGUUACUACGGGUGCAACUGCUUCUCGGCGAGCCCCUGCACGUGGUAAGCCAGCUCAGUCUACGCUCAACUUCUCGGCUUCACAGGCCAGCGCGCCUCAGUCAUCACGACCGAGCCGCUCCACCCGUAACAUGAGUGUUAUCAGCGAUGGUAUUGAUGAUGAUGACGAUGAUGAUGAUGCCUUUGAAGAAAUGCCGACCACCUCGAGGCGUCGUGCCUCGGGCUCUGCCUCAGACCGGCGUCAUGCUAUAGCUGAUUUUGCGCGUCACCACCCGACCGAUCCUAUUGAUGUCAUUAUUGCUGAUUUCAUGAGCGAGUUCAACAUGGCCACCGCCGCGGGUCGGCGUGUGGACCAGGAAAUCUCCCAGGAAGUAAAAGCCCCGGCCUACGAUCUCUCCUUCCUAGAAGCACUUCAGCCGGCACUGGAUGAUUUGGCCAAGUAUAGAAUUAAGCUUGCAGUCAAUGCUGGAGUGACUGACACAAAGGGUCUAUACGAGGUGGUGACGCGCAUGGUUGAGGCAAAGAACUUGGACUUGAAGAUUGCAUGGGUUUCCGGAGAUGAAGUCCUAUCUACCGUGCAGAAGGGAUUGACUUCCGGGUCUGAAUUUCGCAAUGUCUACACAGGUGAGCGAUUGGCAGAUUGGUCAUUCGAGCCCAUCUAUGCCCAGUGCUAUCUGGGUGGCCUCGGUAUCGCGGCCGCACUUGCAGAUGGUGCCGACAUUGUAUUGUGUGGGCGGGUCUCAGAUGCUUCACCUGUCAUUGGAGCUGCUUACUGGUACCAUGGAUGGCAGCGAGAUGAGCUGGACAAGCUAGCGAAUGCAUUUGUGGCGGGCCAUCUGAUCGAGUGCAGCAAUUAUAUCUGCGGUGGCAACUUCACAGGCUUCAAAGCCCUAGAGCAUGCAGACGGAGAUGGCUGGACCAAUAUCGGAUAUCCCAUCGCCGAAAUAUCUGCCGAGGGGGACGUUGUGAUCACCAAGCAGGCGCAUGCCACCGGUGGAGCAGUAACUGUCGAUACUUGCACAUCCCAGCUGCUUUAUGAAAUACAAGGACCUUGGUACUACAACUCUGAUGUCACGGCGGUCCUCGAUGGCAUAUACUUCUCGCAGCGCGGUGUCAAUCGUGUCGCUGUCCAUGGGGUUCGAUCCAGUCCUCCUCCGCCCACCACCAAGGUCGGUAUCACUGCGCGAGGUGGGUUUCAGGCAGAGGCAUGGUGGUUUUUGACUGGUCUGGACAUUGAAGCCAAGGCUCGCAUGUUGGAGGUACAGAUCCGCCAAUUGUUGUCACCGUAUUCGGAUAAAUUUACAUCGCUCAAUUUUGAUUUACUGGGCUCUUCUCUCUCCGACCCGCACGACCAGAAUCGCGCUACCGUUCCGCUGCGCAUCGUUGUACAGGCACAGCAUGCAGAGGACCUUGCCCCAGCACGGUUCCUCAAACCUAUCACUGAUAACAUCAUGCAGGGGUACCCUGGCGCUACUUUUCACUUGGAUAUGCGCCAGGGAUUCCCGCGUGCCAUUUUUGAGUACUAUGUCAGCUUGCUACCACAAUCCGCAAUCCAGCAUCGCGUCCACAUGCCCUGGAAGCCGACAGUAUCGACGCAGACUCUCGACAUCUCACCCCCAGUAAACACCAGGACAUAUCCAUCACGCCAGCCCUCGCAGCCGAUCACCAACGCUGUCGGUCCUGUUGACCUUGCCCGCGACUUUGGGCCGACCACUCGUGGCCCGCUAGGCUGGAUCGUUCAUGCACGCUCUGGGGACAAGGGUGCUGACGCCAACUGCGGUUUCUGGGUUCGUCACCGUGACGAGUAUCAAUGGCUCCGGGCAUUGCUGUCCGCUGACAAGGCGCAAGAGCUGUUGGGGAAGACUGCCUGCCAAAACACACAAUUGGCAAUUGAGCGCUUCGAGUUACCCAGCCUUCAUGCUGUGCAUUUCCUCUUUCGCAAUCUUCUAGAUCGGGGUGUCGGUGUGACCACCACUGUCGAUUUCUUAGGAAAGAACGUGGCAGAAUAUCUCCGGGCACGGCAUGUUGAUCUCCCUGUGCGAUUCUUGAACCGCGGAAAACUAUAG
Messenger RNA from Penicillium griseofulvum, 4167 nucleotides. RefSeq names its product MRX complex nuclease subunit. The record is from RefSeq and is a predicted model, not a curated record. Bases 1 to 4167 code for a protein of 1388 amino acids. The transcript has 4 exons. Gene Ontology annotation, biological process: double-strand break repair. NCBI's taxonomy places the organism in Eukaryota, Fungi, Ascomycota, Eurotiomycetes, Eurotiales, Aspergillaceae. Gene Ontology annotation, cellular component: Mre11 complex; nucleus. Gene Ontology annotation, molecular function: DNA endonuclease activity; 3'-5'-DNA exonuclease activity; manganese ion binding.